Messenger RNA from Penicillium vulpinum, 315 nucleotides. RefSeq lists its product as uncharacterized. The record is from RefSeq and is a predicted model, not a curated record. The coding region runs from base 1 to 315 and encodes 104 amino acids. The transcript has 3 exons. NCBI's taxonomy places the organism in Eukaryota, Fungi, Ascomycota, Eurotiomycetes, Eurotiales, Aspergillaceae.
AUGCAUCUCUACAAGGCUUUUAUUCUUGUGCUCGCUCAUCUCGCCCUGAGCCUGGCCCUGCCUGUGCCGUCACCGAAAUAUGCACAACAGCAACCUUUGCCUCGCCCUCCACGACUAUCACAACUUGUGUCCCAACACCCACCUGCGCAGGAGUCUACUCAUCCUGUGAGUUCGGCACCCCGAACAACCAAUGCUGCUCGGGCUACUGCGCCGCCACCAGAUGUCGAUCGACGGAUCCUGACUGGCCAUCUUGCAUCGAAGAUGGGGGGCCUUGCGUUGUCGAUGCACACUGCUGUUAUGGGAAUUCAUGCAUAA